CGGCUAUCAAGUGAGCCAUCACAUCAUGUUAGAAAGUCGUAUUUCUAUUGGAGUAAUCGAGGGUUAUGUGCGCCCUUGUGAAUAGGAAAUACCUUAGAGGAUUUUCAAGCUCUAAGCUAACAUGCCCCUUUUCCCGAUGUAGUAAGACGUGCGUGAUAGACUUCUGAUUCACGCGACUGGUCGCUCGACACCCUGAGUGCGUAAUGUGAGCAUCUAUCAAAGGACCCUCAAGUGUUCUGUCUUCGCGACAACAGCUUUGUUUGCCAGAAACAAGUGUGAGGACCAAUCCGCUGUAACUGCUUCCCACUGAUGGAACCCGAAAGCAGUUGUGGGUGUUCAACUGAUGCCUUGCAAAUUUUGACGGAGGUUCGGAAUGUAGACGCGGUCGUGGAGUUUGAGACUAUUCUGGACCUGGUCCAGCGCGUCUAUAAUCAAGGACAAGUUAUGUUGAAUUGCAAAGCUUGUCGCAAACUUCCACCACAAACCUCCUCCUUCAUAACCAUCCCUGCCCUCACUGAUCACUGUCUUUCGCUAUUUGAGGCUGUAUGCUCAGCAUACAGCAUCACCCCCAAGAGCUGCCUUUUCGACGCGAAUAUCCUGGCAUUUGAGCAGCCCCUACCCCAAUUUAUCUGCAUUCGAAGCAAGGUGCAGCUAGGGGAAACAGAUUUGGACGAAGCCGAGACGGGGAUGUUAGUCCGAACCCUUCUGUGUCGCAAUUCUAUGAGGCUCCUCAGCCUACUAGAGGCACUUAAGGGGAUUCUUCGAACGUUUCCGACGGACAAUACACAGGUACACCCAGCUGGGGCAGCAACCCUGCGGGCGUAUGAGUCGUCCAUCCAGUCAACUAUGCAUCGGUUCGUAUCAUUCCUGGAUCAGAUAAAAGUCGAACAACGUACGUAAUCCAGUUCAUAUCCAUGUAUGAUAAGCUAAUUGCAUCAGUGGGCUAAAGAAAUACCAAGGGGUAGCCACCUUCUCAAGGCAUUGUUGGUUCG
Aspergillus pseudotamarii is the source of this 992-nucleotide messenger RNA. RefSeq lists its product as uncharacterized. Lineage: Eukaryota; Fungi; Ascomycota; Eurotiomycetes; Eurotiales; Aspergillaceae. The transcript has a single exon. The coding region runs from base 310 to 900 and encodes 196 amino acids. The record is from RefSeq and is a predicted model, not a curated record.